GGGCACACAGCCUCCCCGUUCCUAAUCCCUCCUUCCAUGGCAGAGGGCACAGAAGUGCAUCACUUGGCAUAGGAGUGGAGGUCAGCAGUGCCACUUGCCAACUGCCUAAAAAAAAAAAGACCAGGGAUGCCAAGAUGAAGUAGUGGAAUCCAAAGGGAGGUAUCAUCAGGAGGAAUCAAUGAGGGAUCUGUGACAAAGGAGGCCUUGGGGGCAUAGAAAGAUGAAACCUGGAAGAGCAACACCUCCUGAGAGGGAAGUAACAACAGUGGAGCCAGACUCUAAGUCUCUGUCUAGGCCUGACUGGGAACCUAAGCCACACCAGACACCUAUCACUCAGCCAGAGCCUGAGCCAAAAGUGACAGCCACAGCCCAGGCAGUAUCUAAGACUCAUCAGGGACCCAAUACUCAACAGGAACCCACUCUGCAGCAAAGACCCCUCACUCAGCAGGAGCCUCUUGCCCAACAUGACGCUGAAUCCCAGCAGGAACCUAGCACCCACCAAAAUUCAGCUUUGCAGAAGGAACUUCUUGCCCCACAGGAGCCUGCACCACAGCAAUCACCUCCCAUCCACCAGGUGCCCUUUUCUCAACAGGAAGUUGCCUCACAGCAGGCACCUGGGUCAGGAAAAGAGCCUGAAACUCAAUGGGAACCAGAACUGAGAGAGGCAAAGGUUGCCCAGCCAGGACCUGGCCCAGAGCAGAAACCUCCAGCUAAGCAAAAAGAUGGAACAACACCUCCAAUCCAGCCUAGACCCAAGAUUAGAUCACCUGCUCAGAUUGAAUCUAUAUCCCAAGAGAGAAUGGGACAUUCAGACCCUAAAGCCCAGCAAACAGAUCCAGCUCAAGGAGCCAAAUCCCAGCAAAGAUCUCCGAUCGAGUGGGGAUUUCUAUCAAAACUGCACCAGCUAUCCACACAGGGGCCAGCUUCAGAGUGGAGGACAUUGUUUGAGUGGGUCACAGAUUCUGACUCAGAAUCAGAUCUGAGGUCUCCAUUAAAGAGCAAUUUUCCAGCCAAGAGGAGUGGAACAGUGGCCCAGGGAAUGAAGCUGGCCUCCAAGGGGAAACAUGAAGUGGCAUUGGGACACGGUGGGACAACGGCACACGGGAAGAAAACUGGCAGCCAGAGUCAAAGACACUACAGGGACACCGGUGAGUCUGAGGCCAGAGGAACGGGAGCCUUCCAGGGACAGUCAUUUAUUCAGUUGGGAGGAGCCUCGCGGCUCACACAAAACAUGGACCUGCGCACGAUGACACAGUCGCUGGUGACUCUGGCAGAAGACAACAUGGCCUUCUUCUCGAGCCAGGGCCCUGGGGAGACCGCACGACGACUGUCCGGCGUCUUUGCGGGUAUUCGGGAGCAAGCGCUGGGACUGGAGCCAGCCCUGGGCCGCCUGCUGAGCGUGGCGCACCUCUUCGACCUGGACGCAGAGACGCCGGCCAAUGGGUACCGCAGCCUGGUGCACACAGCCCGCUGCUGCCUGGCACACCUGCUACACAAAUCCCGCUACGUGGCCUCCAACCGCCGGAGCAUCUUCUUCCGCACCAGCCACAACCUGGCGGAACUCGAGGCCUACCUGGUCGCCCUCACCCAGCUCCGUGCCCUAGCCUACUACGCCCAGCGCCUGCUUGCCACCAACCGGCCUGGGGGGCUCUUCUUCGAGGGCGACGAGGGGCUCAUUGCUGAAUUCCUGCGCGAGUAUGUCACUCUGCACAAAGGCUGCUUCUAUGGUCGCUGUCUGGGCUUCCAGUUCACACCGGCCAUCCGGCCAUUCCUGCAGACCAUCUCCAUCGGGCUGGUGUCCUUCGGGGAGCACUAUAAGCGCAAUGAAACAGGCCUUGGUGUGACCGCCAGCUCCCUCUUCACCAGCGGCCGGUUUGCCAUUGACCCAGAGCUGCGUGGGGCUGAGUUUGAGCGGAUCAUACAGAACCUAGAUGUGCACUUCUGGAAAGCCUUCUGGAAUAUCACCGAGAUUGAGGUGCUGUCGUCUCUAGCAAACAUGGCAUCAGCCACCGUGAGAGUAAGCCGCCUGCUCAGUCUGCCACCAGAGGCCUUUGAAAUGCCAUUGACUGCGGACCCCAAGCUCACAGUCACCAUCUCACCUCCACUGGCCCACAGUGGCCCGGGGCCGGUCCUUGUCAGGCUCAUCUCCUAUGACCUGCGUGAAGGACAGGACAGUGAGGAGCUCAGCAGCCUGGUGAAGUCCGAGGGGCCCCGGAGCCUGGAGCUGCGGCCACGCCCACAGCAGGCACCCCGCUCACAGUCCCUGGUGGUGCACAUCCAUGGUGGUGGCUUUGUGGCCCAGACCUCCAAAUCCCAUGAGCCCUACCUCAAGAGCUGGGCCCAGGAGCUGGGUGUCCCCAUCGUCUCCAUCGACUACUCCCUGGCCCCUGAGGCCCCCUUCCCCCGCGCACUGGAGGAGUGCUUCUACGCUUACUGCUGGGCUGUCAAGCACUGUGCCCUCCUCGGCUCGACAGGGGAACGGAUAUGCCUCGCAGGAGACAGUGCAGGUGGGAACCUCUGCUUCACCGUGUCCCUUCGGGCAGCAGCCUAUGGGGUGAGGGUGCCAGAUGGCAUCAUGGCAGCUUACCCGGCUACGAUGCUACAAUCUACCGCCUCACCCUCCCGCCUUCUGAGCCUCAUGGACCCACUGCUGCCCCUCAGCGUGCUCACCAAAUGUGUCAGCGCCUAUGCUGGUGGAGAGACAGAGGACCGCUCUGACUCAGACCAGAAGGCACUGGGCAUGAUGGGGCUGGUGCGGCGGGACACAGCCCUGCUCUUCCGAGACCUCCGCCUGGGUGCCUCCUCAUGGCUCCACUCAUUCUUGGACCUGAGUGGGCACAAGUCCCAUACGAAUUCAGUGCCCACGGCAGAGCCGAUGCGUCGCAGCGUGUCUGAGGCAGCCCUGGCCCAGCCUGAGGGCCUGCUGGGCACAGACUCCCUCAAGAGCCUGACACUCCAUGACCUGAGCCUAAAGGGCAGCUCUGACACAUCAGAGACCCCUGAGCUGUCGCUGUCUGCGGAGACACUGGGCUCCUCCACACCCUCCAACGUCAACUUCUUAGUUGGCCCAGAGGAGGCCCCCGAAGAAGCCGCCAAGACGCAGGAGUUGAGCGCCAAGGACAGAGGCUGUGGCGCGCGAGCCGCCUUCCCUGAGGGUUUCCACCCCAGGCGCUCCAGCCAGGGCUGCACUUGGAUGCCCGUCUGCUCCUCGCCCAUCGUCAAGAACCCCUUCAUGUCGCCGCUGCUGGCGUCUGACAGCAUGCUACAGAGCCUGCCGCCCGUGCACAUUGUGGCGUGCGCGCUGGACCCCAUGCUGGACGACUCGGUCAUGUUCGCGCGGCGGCUGCGCGGCCUGGGCAAGCCGGUGACGCUGCGCGUGGUGGAGGACCUGCCGCACGGCUUCCUGAGCCUGGCCGCGCUGUGCCGGGAGACGCGACACGCCGCCGCGCUGUGCGUGGAGCGCAUCCGUCUGGUCCUCACCCAGCCCGCCGCGCCCUCCUCACCGCCCCUCUGAGCCCCAAGCCCGAGCCGCGCCGCGCGGGGGAUGGGGCUGCGGGGGGCGGCACUAAAGGCCUCUUGUUCCCUCCGAGCCGGCCUCCGUGAUGAAUGCGCCCCGGGGUGGGCGGCGGGGACCCCCGCGAGGCUCCCGGCCCGUGCGGCCCCUCCCUCGGGCGGGGCGGGAGGGGCAGACUGUGCCUUAAGGUGGGGGGCGGGGAUGGUCGCGGGGUGGGCGGGGGGCGGGGCGGCCCCGAGAGCCCAGACCCCGGCCUGGGGGAGGGGGCGCACACCGACCAGUCUCCGAGACAGCUGGAGCUACACUCCACCAUUGCCUUCUAGUGCUGCUGCUGUGACCGCCGCGGGGUCGGGGGCCUGGCCCUACCCGGCAAGUCAGUUGUUUUGUUCCUUUGUAAAUAAAAGUAUUUAAUUAG
Canis lupus familiaris (dog) is the source of this 3929-nucleotide messenger RNA. It is a transcript of the gene LIPE, whose product is annotated as lipase E, hormone sensitive type. Lineage: Eukaryota; Metazoa; Chordata; Mammalia; Carnivora; Canidae. The record is from RefSeq and is a predicted model, not a curated record. Gene Ontology annotation, molecular function: triacylglycerol lipase activity; sterol ester esterase activity. The transcript has 10 exons. Gene Ontology annotation, biological process: cholesterol metabolic process; triglyceride catabolic process. Gene Ontology annotation, cellular component: cytosol. Bases 221 to 3514 code for a protein of 1097 amino acids.